Grammomys surdaster is the source of this 4221-nucleotide messenger RNA. RefSeq names its product angiomotin like 2 (gene Amotl2). Gene Ontology annotation, biological process: regulation of cell migration; angiogenesis; hippo signaling. The transcript is spliced from 10 exons. Gene Ontology annotation, cellular component: plasma membrane; cytoplasmic vesicle; bicellular tight junction. The record is from RefSeq and is a predicted model, not a curated record. The coding region runs from base 230 to 2542 and encodes 770 amino acids. NCBI's taxonomy places the organism in Eukaryota, Metazoa, Chordata, Mammalia, Rodentia, Muridae.
UCACAUUCCUGGCAUAGCAGCCGCCUCCAGCGCGGGCUGACCUAGAGGCUGCGCACUGGGUCGCGAGUAAGCAGAUCGUCGGCGCCACCGACGAGUGCGCACCUCCGUAGCCGACCGUACCUAAGCCGAACCGGGUCUGCGUGCGCCGGCAGCCGCGGGCCUCAGCGGUGCUCUGAGACCAGGUGCCUGCUGGCCAUUGUCUAGGCAGGUGUGUGCAAGCCAGAGAAGCAUGAGGACACUGGAAGACUCCUCGGGGACAGUCCUGCACCGCCUCAUCCAGGAGCAGCUGCGCUACGGCAACCUGACAGAGACUCGCACUCUGCUGGCCAUCCAGCAGCAGGCCCUGCGGGGUGGGGCUGGAGCUGGGGGCACGGGGAGCCCCCAGGCCUCCCUGGAGAUCGGAGCACCCGAGGACAGUCAGGUGCUACAGCAGGCCACCAGGCAGGAGCCCCAGGGCCAGGAGCAUCAGGGUGGAGAGACCCACCUGGCAGAGAACAGGCUGUACCGGCUGUGCCCACAGCCCAGCAAGGGAGAAGAGCUGCCCACCUAUGAGGAGGCCAAAGCCCAUUCGCAGUUCUACGCAGCGCAGCAGGCAGGGUCCCGGCCGCAGGUUGGGGACCGGGAUCCUAGAGGAGGCAGCCGACGACAGGAUGAGGCACUGCGAGAGCUGAGGCACGGCCAUGUACGCUCCUUGAGUGAACGACUUCUGCAGCUGUCCCUGGAAAGAAACGGUGCUCGGGUCCCCAGCCAUAUGAGCUCCUCCCACAGCUUCCCUCAGCUGGCCCGCAGUCAGCAGGGUCCCCAACCCCGAGGACCCCCAGCUGAGGGCCCAGAGCCCCGUGGGCCACCACCUCAAUACCCACACUCUAUAAUGGCUCAGGAGACUGCGGGGGUCACCGACCCAAGAUAUCGUCCCAGAAGCAGCCCACACUUCCAGCAUGCCGAAGUCAGGAUCCUGCAGGCCCAGGUACCACCGGUGUUCCUCCAGCAACAGCAGUACCAAUACCUGCAGCAACCCCAGGAGCACUCCCCACCCCUCCAUCCAGCCGCUCUAGGACAUGGUCCCCCAAGCUCCUUCAGUCCACCUGCAGUGGAGGGACCACCCAGUGCCCAGACCACCUCAGGCAAUGCCCACAUGGCCCAGAUGGAGACCAUCCUGAGGGAGAACGCCAGGCUGCAGAGGGACAAUGAACGAUUGCAGAGAGAGCUGGAGAGCACUUCAGAGAAGGCCAGCCGCAUUGAGAAGCUGGAAAAUGAAAUCCAGCGGCUCUCCGAGGCCCACGAGAGCCUGAUGAGGACCUCUUCCAAGCGUGAGGCCCUGGAGAAGACCAUGAGGAACAAGAUGGACGGUGAGAUGAGGCGGUUGCAGGACUUCAACCGAGACCUCAGAGAGAGAUUGGAAUCUGCAAACCGCCACCUGGCAAGCAAGACCCAGGAAGCCCAGGCGGGCAGUCAGGACACGGUGGCUAAGCUGCUUGCUCAGAACUAUGAGCAGCAACAGGAGCAAGAGAAGCUGGAGCGGGAGAUGGCACUGCUGCGUGGUGCCAUCGAGGACCAGCGGCGGCGUGCUGAACUGUUGGAGCAGGCUCUGGGCAACGCACAAAGCCGUGCUGCCCGGGCUGAAGAGGAGCUACGCAAAAAGCAGGCCUAUGUGGAGAAAGUGGAGCGGCUGCAGCAGGCGCUGGGACAGUUGCAGGCUGCCUGUGAAAAGCGGGAGCAGCUGGAGCUGCGUCUGCGCACGCGCCUGGAGCAGGAACUCAAAGCCUUGCGUGCACAGCAGAGGCAGACAGGCUCCCUCACAGGUGGUAACGGCAGUCAUGGAGGGUCCUCCGAGCUCAGUGCCCUGCGACUGUCAGAACAGCUACGGGAGAAGGAAGAACAGAUCCUGGCUUUAGAGGCGGACAUGACCAAGUGGGAACAAAAGUAUCUGGAGGAACGGGCCAUGAGGCAGUUUGCCAUGGAUGCGGCUGCUACUGCGGCUGCCCAGCGCGACACCACUCUGAUCCGACACUCCCCCCAGGCCUCGCCCAGCAGCAGUUUCAACGAGGGCCUGCUGGCAGGCAACCACAGGCACCAGGAGAUGGAGAGCAGGUUGAAGGUGCUCCAUGCCCAGAUCCUGGAGAAGGAUGCAGUGAUCAAGGUCCUUCAACAGCGCUCCAGGAAAGACCCUGGCAAGGCCGCCCAGGGCACCCUACGGCCCGCCAAGUCGGUGCCAUCCGUCUUCGCGGCUGCAGUGGGAACUCAGGGCUGGCAAGGGCUCGCAUCCAGCGAGCGGCAAACUGAUGCACCUGUCUGGCCAACAGGAGACCGUGUACCAGCAGAGGAGCCCCCAGCCACAGCUCCUCUCCCUGCCCACACCAAACAUGGGAGCAGAGAUGGGAGCACCCAAACUGAUGGCCCUACAGACAGCACCUCUGCCUGCUUGGCCUCAGAACCUGACAGCCUCCUGGGGUGUAACAGUAGCCAGAGGACAACCUCUCUGGACUCUGUAGCUGCAACCAGAGUCCAGGAUCUGUCAGACAUGGUGGAAAUACUGAUCUGAAGGAGGGAGGCCAUGCCUUGGGGAUCCUGAAACCUGGCUCCCCACCCCUGGCAUUCCAGCAGUUGUCUUUAAAUGCUGUGCCUCACUUCCGACCAGUGAUGAUUUGGUGCAUGGAGCUCAGAGAGGAACACUCCAGGGGAGCUAGAAAAGGCUACACCCCCAGAAGACUGCUUUUUGGCCUUUAUUUCUCCUAUGACAAUGAGGAAGGAAAAGCCAGUCCAAGGUCUAUUUCUGGAGCAGAAGAGAGCUGAGCCCCCUCCGUCCUGCGCAGAGGGAACAGAGAGCAGAUUCUGAUUCCCAAGAAUGGCUGGGCACCAGCCGAAUGGUCUGCAGGGAUAAUCAGGCCAGCCAUGGUGUUCUGCGGGCUAAGCAUGGCCCCAGCCAACACUGUCUGCUCUUCAGUUCCUCACUGCCUUCUUCAGAUCACUAAGACUUGAAUCUCUUGGGAGACUACAGGAGUAUGAGUCUUUCGGGAGCCACCAGCAUGUCCCCUUGCUUGGAGUAGGUUAGAGGCCAUUUGAGAGGCCCUCAGAACAGUGUGUUUUGUAUAUAAUUCUCUUUCAUUGGAACAGAAGCCUAAGCAUGCUGGUUCAGAUUCUCCUUCCCAGGGCUGUGCUGCCUGCCCCUGCUGCCACAGUUCUUGAAGAAACAUUUGACAGGUCUACCAGAUGUUCCUUUGCCUCCAGUUCUUGGCUGUGGAUUUUGAUACUGGUUGCCUUUCCUCUGUUUUAAAUCCCUGUGUUUAAUGCCCAUGGGAUUCUUAUCACCAGCCUUUGUGAGUGGCUCCACAGCUCCUCUCCCUGGGACAUCCUGUCAGUUCGGUUAUAAACUGAGCCAGAUGCGAUGAGCCACCACAAGUGGACAUCUGUCAUGCCCAGCACCAGGUUCUCUUUGAAGAAACUGGAGAAGUUGUUCUCAUAAAUGUAUUUGUUCCCACCAGCAGGGACUGGGAGAGGGAGCUAGGUUGUUGAAACUAAUCAGUGAACUUAGAAAAGUCCUCACCAUGGUGCCCAUCACAGAAUGGCACCCGAGAGGCUGGCUCCUCAAGCUCUGGUGCCCCAGCCCUGAAGCAGGGCCAGCUACUUGGAAUUAGGUGAAGUACCCCGACAUGGCAGCCUAUCAGCAGCAGUGACUUUGACUUCUGGUCUUAAAGGAACCCCAAUUCAGCUCAAAAAGCUGGAUUUCAGCUCUUUUGUGUUGUUCUCCUCUGGUUGUUUUGUUUGUUAUUCUCUCACUGUUUGAAGUUCUGUCUAUUGUCUGUUCCAUUCCCAUGGCUCUCCGAGUUUCCUUUUUUAAACAUUUGCAUUUGCUGGGCAAUUGCGUAUUUUUUUAUUUCCCCUUUCCCCUGUGUAAAGCUGAGAAACACAUUUGGUUCAUGUACGUUGUUUACAAAGAGAAAAGUUAAAAAAAAAAAGAAAAAAAGAAAAAAAAUAUUGUGAAAGAAAAAAAAACAACUUAAUAUAUUUUGGAUUAAUAUUUGGUAUUUCUUUUAAAGUAUUUUUUUUUUUGUGCUGUGAACAUUUUCUGCCAAAGACCAUGACGUGUGUCUGUGUGUUUAAGUUAUCAUGAAUAUUUAAAGUGUAAACAUGGCUGUUUUGUUACGCCACUCUGUACCAGGAUUGCUGCUGCAUUCCGCCAGGUAUGACAGUAUUUUAAUAAAAAAAAAAAGCUUAUAAGGA